Trypanosoma rangeli is the source of this 783-nucleotide messenger RNA. Its product is annotated as cyclophilin. Bases 1 to 783 code for a protein of 260 amino acids. Gene Ontology annotation, molecular function: peptidyl-prolyl cis-trans isomerase activity. The transcript has a single exon. The record is from RefSeq and is a predicted model, not a curated record. Lineage: Eukaryota; Euglenozoa; Kinetoplastea; Trypanosomatida; Trypanosomatidae. Gene Ontology annotation, biological process: protein peptidyl-prolyl isomerization.
AUGCCGUGGAGGAAGCUGGACUCCGGAAAGCAGUCCCGCAAGGAAAAGAGGGAACUUUCCCUUGUGCGUGGCGACGCCGAAGAAGAGGCAUCUCUGUUAAGUAAACGCUAUCAGGAUGUAGAGGAGCGCCGGUUAAAGGAAUGGGAAAAUUAUCAGAGAAGCCAUCGCUCGACUGAGGAGCAACAGUCAUCUCGCGCAUUCCUGGACAUAUCCAUUAGCGAUGUUCUGGCCGGGCGAUUAGUUUUGGAGCUCUUUGAGGAGACGGCUCCUAACACGGUGCGCAACUUCCGAGCACUAAUCACGGGAUCCUGCGGUGUGGAUCCUGUCACCGGCGUCAGACUGGACUACCUGGACACGCCAGUCCACCGCGUGGAUCAUGCAACAAAGCUCAUUCUUCUCGGUGAGCUGGAAUCCCUUAACAUCUCCUCCACCGGCACUCCCCUUCAGGAUGAGGGGUACCACAAGCGCCACUCAGAGCGGGGACUGCUUACCAUGAUUACUGACGGCCCACACACAAGCGGCUCUGUCUUUGGUAUUACCUUGGGUCCCUCACCUUCCCUUGAUUUUAAACAAGUCGUCUUUGGAAGGGCCGUUGACGACCUCACGUUGCUGGAUAAACUUGAGCAUCUUCCGCUUGAUGCUAUUGGGCGCCCCCUUGUACCAGCUGUAGUCACUUUUUGCGGCGCGUUAACGGGCCCAAAGCCGUCCGGUGUUAACCUCUUUAUGCAUGAGACCAAUGAGAACACAACGGGUCACACUGUCGCUGAAGACGCAGAAGCUUAA